GCGCUUCCACCCUUGGCGGGCUGCGGGCGUCUGCUCUCCGCCUCGGGCCAGGCAAAGGAGCGGCUGUUGGGCCCCGCCCGGCAGAGGCCAGGGGCCGUAGGCGGAGGGGUCAGCCUGGCCGCGGGGAUGGCGUGGCACGUGCGGUGAGGGCGCCCGCGCCCCGAGGGUCCCAGCGCAGCGCCUUGCAUCCCGGAGAGAGCAUGGAGCGCCCGGAGCCCGAGCUGAUCCGGCAAAGCUGGCGGGCGGUGAGUCGCAGCCCGCUGGAGCAUGGCACGGUCCUGUUCGCCAGACUGUUUGACCUGGAGCCGGACCUGCUGCCUCUCUUCCAGUACAGCGGCCGCCAGUUCUCCAGCCCGGAGGACUGCCUGUCCUCCCCGGAGUUCCUGGGCCACAUCAGAAAGGUGAUGCUCGUGAUCGAGGCUGCAGUGACCAACGUGGAGGACCUGUCCUCACUGGAGGAGUACCUUGCCGGCCUGGGCAGGAAGCACCGGGCUGUGGGCGUGAAGCUCAGCUCCUUCUCGACGGUGGGUGAGUCCCUGCUCUACAUGCUGGAGAAGUGCCUGGGCCCGGCCUUCACUCCGGCCAUGCAGGCCGCCUGGAGCCAGCUCUACCGAGUCGUAGUGGCCGCCAUGAGCCGGGGCUGGGACGGCGAGUAAGAGGUGGCCCCUACCCAGAGGGGCCCCAGCUCUCUGUUUGUCUGUCUGUUGGUCUGUCAUUGUAGCCCUGGCUCCCCGAGGCCUCCCUGCAUCUUGGUCCUUGUCCCCUUGGCCACACUGGAGAGGCGAUGGAACAGGGCCGGGUCCCCGGCCCACACGCGCGGCAGGAGGAGGGGCUUCUGCUCCAGGAAGGGGUUUCUGGGCUCCCCUCUUCCCUGGCCUCUUCCCUGCCUGCCUUCUCAGCUCCCCAGCCUCCCCCUCUUGCCCCAGGAGGAGGAGCAGAGUCUGGGGGCAGCGGUGGCGCGGGGCCGGAAGGGGCUCUGAGCCCGCGGGGCCCUUCGUCUGUCCGCCCUCUCGGGAGAGCCCAGGACGGGCGGCUGGGCUCCAGCACCUUCCAGGGCCGGUCUGGGCCAUGCUGCUUUCCUGCCGGGGUGUUCACGUUCCACAGCAGAGAAAGAGCAGCUUCGGGUGAGGGACAACGGUGGGUCCCCGCAGGGGAGCCGGGAGUGAGCUCCGGGAAGGGGUGCCCUGGCUCUUUGGGGCUCCCCUGCCUCUCGGCUGCUCGGUGUCCCCAGAGAUUGAAGUCUCGCUCGGCAGAACUUCCGGGGCCCCCUCAGCACUUCUGCUACUGCUCUGUGGGGACAACCAGGCGGGAGGGGCUGGGAGGUCGAGGACGAGGGGCAGCAGGCGUCCAGGGCUUUUCCUCAACCCCUGCCUCCAGCAAGGCCGUCUCCUCCCUUCUGCCUCUGUUCUGCUCAGCCUCUAGGGCGGGGGCCUCAGCGGCCAUAUUUACUGCCCCUGGCGUGCCAGUGCCUGGGCAGGCGGGGGGAGGAGGAAGCCGCAGGAAGGGCCCCGGCUGCUCCCAGCACCCGUGCUUGCGUUGCGCUCUGCUGUG
This is a messenger RNA of Sciurus carolinensis (gray squirrel), 1551 nucleotides long. RefSeq names its product neuroglobin (gene Ngb). The coding region runs from base 201 to 656 and encodes 151 amino acids. The record is from RefSeq and is a predicted model, not a curated record. Gene Ontology annotation, molecular function: oxygen binding; heme binding. The transcript has 4 exons. Lineage: Eukaryota; Metazoa; Chordata; Mammalia; Rodentia; Sciuridae.